Rotaria sordida is the source of this 4457-nucleotide messenger RNA. The record is from the annotation of a GenBank genome assembly. Lineage: Eukaryota; Metazoa; Rotifera; Eurotatoria; Philodinida; Philodinidae.
UCCAAUAUGCUCCAGCAUUUUUGAAAGAAUAUGCGUAUAAGUGGUGGGCAGAUCAAAAGCAUUAUAUAUUUAGUUGGUCAAUAUUCAAGCAGGCAUUGAUAACACAAUUUGCUGAAAAGAACGAAUAUUUAAUUGAACAACAAUUCGACCAACGAAAGCAGCAAAUAAAUGAACCGGUUAUCAAACAUUAUUAUGAUAUCAUCGAUUUGUGUAAGAAAUAUGAUCCACUUAUGUCAGACAAACAAAAAAUUCGUAAAUUAACCAAUGGACUUAAAUUGUCAUUAUACCAAGAAGCUAUUAAAGAAACUUACUCAACAUCAUUCGAUUUUUUGAUAAAGGUACAACAACUGGAAAAUAUUCAGAAGUUGAUCGAAUUACGACAAAAUCAAACAGCCCAAGUAUCAACCAUAACAAAGAGCGACGACAAAUUAUCAUUAUCAUCACAGGUACAUUCUUAUCAAUUAUCGAGUCGACAAUCGAACAAUCAUCCGACAAAAUCGACAUAUUAUUCUUCAUCGACACAAAAUGAUUAUCCAUAUCCAACGCAACAAUCGUUUUCACCAACAUCAAACCAAUAUUCACCAUAUGAACACUCUGAAUUUAAUCAGAAUCAACAAUAUCCAAUAUCACAGUUCUCUCAAUCGCAACACAUGUACAGUCAACCACACUCAUAUUUACACCAUCAACAUCAUUCGUCAGGAAAAUCAAACAUUUAUUGUUAUAAUUGUGGUCAACCUGAGGUGCCGGAUGGUAGUUCCUCUGAAUCAAUAAUAAAUCCAUCACCAUUAUCAUUUAUCACAGUUCCGGUAAGUGGUAAUCGAUUACAAUGUCUUUUAGAUACAGGAGCUAGUAAUACAUUUAUUCAUAUAUCAACAUUAUCCCAUAUCAGACACAAUCCAAUUAAGCGAAUCAAAGGUAAGUAUACACUGGCAGAUGGAAAUACCACAGUCGAUAUCGAUGGAGAAGUCGAAAUUUAUAUUCAAAUAGGACACAUUAGAACGAAAAUUACUGCAUUUAUAUCAAAAUCUUUAUCAACAUCAUGUAUAUUAGGUCAAGAUUGGAUGAGAAAGUAUGCAGUCGAUAUUUGCCAAUCAAGUAAAUUAAUUAUCAUAUACACAGCAAGAUCAUCAGCUAUUAUAUCGAUGGACGAUAAUAUGGACAAACAUAAUUUUAACUUAAAGUUAGCUAAUACCAUAGUAUUAAAACCACAACAUGAAACAAUUGUUCGACUUAAAUCACCUAUUUCUUCUUCUUCGAAGAUUAUCUUUCAUCCUAAUCGUAACAUCCAAUAUCAAAAACUUAUUGCCAUUCCGAAUGCUUUAUUAACUAUACAAAAUUAUGAAACAUAUAUUACAAUCGCUAAUCCGACAAAUAAAAUAUGCCGAAUACCUAUUCAUACUAAUAUUGGUUAUUUUACUGUACAACCUUUAGAUAUUCGUUGUUAUACAAUCAAUUCAUGUUUAGAUAAUGAUCAACGGUCGUCAAAUGACCGACAACCCGAAGUUGCUAAACAUGAUUCAAUAGAAGCUAUUUUUGAUCAACUGUUAGAUCACAUUCAAGAUCAACAUGAAAAAUUCGAAAUUCAUCAAUUGUUAAUUAAAUAUAAAAAGAUUUUCGAUACAUCAACACACUCGAUCGCUAAAAUUUCUUCUCCACCGAUGAUAAACACUGGUUUAAAUCUUCCAAUCCAUUCACGUGUUUAUCGUACCGAUCCAAUCAAACAACAACAUAUUUCGACAAUUAUCAAUGAUAUGUUAAAAUCUGGACAAAUUCAAAAAUCAUAUUCUAGUUGGUCGUCACCCGUAAUCUUAGUAAAAAAAAAAGACGGAACCUAUAGAUUUGUUAUUGAUUAUCGUCAACUAAACAAUAUCACCGAACGAGAUAGUUAUCCAUUGCCACGAAUUGAAGAAACAUUGAACAGAUUGAAUGGUAAUAAUUAUUUCUCGAAACUUGAUUUAAAAACAGGAUACCAUCAAAUUCCGAUUCAUUCAUCAGAUAAAGAGAAGACAACCUUUGUUACAUACAAUGGUAUGUUUCAGUUUAAUGUAAUGCCCCAAGGAUUAAAAAAUGCACCAUCUAGCUUUCAGCGUAUAAUGUAUGAAUUAUUGGUAAAUACCAGAUGGGAUUUUUGUUUAGUAUAUAUCGACGACGUUAUCAUAUUUUCUCGAACAUUCGAUCAACACGUUACUCAUUUGAAUGAAGUAUUCUCGGUUUUAUACAAUGCAAACCUGCAACUUAAUCCACAAAAGUGCUCGCUUAUUCAAUAUGAAAUCAAUUAUCUUGGUCACACAAUCAAUCAACAAGGUAUUCGACCACUUCAAGACAAUGUUGAUGCAAUUAUUAAAUUACCAACACCAACAACACCCAAGCAAGUCCAUUCAUUCGUACAAGCUGCCAAUUAUUAUCGUGAUCAUAUUGAAAAUUUUUCAAAGAUUGCUGCACCACUAUAUCCUUACACAAAGAAGAACGCCAUUUGGAAAGGUUGGACACCACAAAUGGAAAAUGCAUUUAAUGAUCUUAAACGUCGACUCACAACACCACCAGUAUUUCUCAAUUUUCCCGAUGAUAUUUCACCACUUGUAUUAUCAACAGAUGCUUCGGGUUACGGUAUGGGCGGUGUUUUACGACAAAUUACACCGGAGGGAUCCAAAGUGAUAAAAUAUGUCUCAAAGAAAUUUAAUAUAGCACAGAAGAAAUAUUCUACGACGGAAAGAGAAUGUUUAGCAUUAGUCUGGUGCAUUUGUAAGUUGAAAGAAUAUAUUUGGGGGCGACCAAUACAGAUAGAAACUGAUCACUGCCCAUUAUGUAGUUUCAAUAAAAAGAAAUUUCAAAACUCGAGAAUCGAACGUUGGCAAUUACAAUUAUCCGAAUACGAUAUUACAACAAUCACUUAUAAACGUGGAAGAUGUAAUUGCGAUGCAGAUUUAAUAUCACGUUUUCCAUAUGAUGAAGCCGAUAUUGACGAUGCCGAACACCCAAGGUGUGUUCGAAAUUAUACACAACCAUCUGCUAAUCACAUAGCUGCUAUGCAAAUCAAUGUCAUUACAAGAACAAGAGCCAAACAAUUAUCAGCGAAAUUGCCCGUACUAUCUUCGUUUAAAUCUUCAUCAUCGAACAUUAUGACAAGAUCAAAAACGAAAAAGGUCAAUAUCUUACCUAUUUCCGAAACAACACCUAUUCCAGUUUCAUCAACAACAACAACAAUCUUGCCUUCACCGUCAUUAAUUGAUUUUAGUAUCGAUCGAAUUCGAAAUGACCAAAUGAAUGACAUUGAUAUUCAGACAAGAAUACAAAAGAUCAACGAUGAUUCUCGAAAAUAUUUGAACGAUGUUGUCGAUCAACAACUUUUAUAUAAAUUAGUUACAAGAAAUGGUCACACGAAAAUUAAAUUACCAUGGAUACCCAUAUCAAUGAUUCCGGACAUUCUAUCCGCAUAUCACGAUCAUCCACUUAGUGGGCAUCUUGGUGUCAAUCGUACGUAUCAUAAGAUAAAGGACAAAUUUUAUUGGUUUCAAAUGUUGAAUUCGGUCAAACAAUAUAUUCGUUCUUGUACACAAUGUGCUCAAUUCAAUGUACAACGACGAAAGAAGCCUGGAUUAUUACAAAAAGAGCCACCACCCGAGGGUGUGUUUGAAUUAAUGCAGAUGGAUUUUUGGAAGGCACCCAUUCAAUCGUCUGAUGGGAAUCAAUAUGUAUUAAUCAUUACUGAUAGAUUAUCUAAAUAUGUUUUUGCCCGGGCAUUAUCAUCAGAAAAUGCCAAAGCUGCUGCUGAGAUGCUAUUUGAAGGUAUUAUAUUGAAGCAUGGUGCAAUUCGAUGUAUACAAUCCGAUCAAGGUUCUCAUUUCAGAAAUGAACUAUUGUCGGCAAUAACACAAUUAACUGGCUGUAAACAAAUAUUUUCGAUUCCAUACCAUCCUAUGUCGAAUGGCCAAGUGGAAAGAUUUAAUUCAACCUUUUGUGAUCAACUCAAGAAAUAUUAUCAUGAUAACAUCAAUGAUUGGGAUAUUUAUUUGCAAUCUAUUGUUUGGGCAUAUAAUUCGAGUAUUCAUUCUAUAACUGGUUUCAUCCCAUAUGAAUUAGCAUUCAAUCGUCGAUUAAUAUCGCCGUUUGAAUUUCCAUCAUCAAAAAUUACGAUGUUAAAACCAAACGAUUAUUGGGAAAAAGCAAACAAAUUCAAGCAAGUUGCCAUUCAUGCGGCUCAAGUCAACAUUGAACAACAGCAACAAUUGAGUAAGCUACGAUACGACAAAGGACGAACCCAUCCAACAUACACAUUAGAUGACAUGGUAUGGAUUAAAGUAUUAUCGGGUCGCUCGAAAUUGGAUCCUCGAUAUCAUGGUCCAUUCCGCAUUAUAAAGAGAAUUACUGACGUCAAGUAUAUUGUUGAACACGCACAAGACCAUUAUCAAAAAGAAGAACAUGUCAAUAAUUUUAUUCCAUUUUACGAACGAAUUUAA